Molecule: messenger RNA, 1804 nt
Organism: Sebastes umbrosus (honeycomb rockfish)
Lineage: Eukaryota; Metazoa; Chordata; Actinopteri; Perciformes; Sebastidae
Gene: smap1
Product: small ArfGAP 1
Exons: 11
Coding region: 154-1458 (434 amino acids)
Biological process (GO): regulation of clathrin-dependent endocytosis
Molecular function (GO): metal ion binding; GTPase activator activity
Source: RefSeq, a predicted model, not a curated record
GCUUGGCUCAGUAGCUUGUUAGCAGGUUGCUAGCUACAGACAGUCACAGUGACUCUACCAGGAGGACAUGUCUCUCCCGUUAUAACAACACAACCUGAGGACUCCGUGUUUACACACAAGCAGGACUAACUAACUAACUAACUUUUGGUCGAGAUGACGACGCGGUCGGAGCGAGAGAAAGCUCAGAAACUGAACGAGCAGCAUCAGGUCAUCCUGUCUAACCUGCUGAGAGAACAACACAACAAGUUCUGUGCUGACUGUGAGGCGAAAGGUCCUCGAUGGGCGUCAUGGAACCUCGGGGUGUUCAUGUGCAUCCGCUGUGCCGGCAUCCACCGCAACCUGGGAGUCCACAUCUCCAGAGUCAAAUCUGUCAAUCUGGACCAGUGGACUCCUGAGCAGAUCCAGAGUAUGGUGGACAUGGGCAACAACCGGGCCAAACAGCUGUAUGAAGCCCACCUACCAGAGAGCUUCAGACGGCCACAGACAGACCAAGCAGUGGAGGUCUUCGUCCGGGACAAGUACGAGAGGAAAAAGUACCUCGACAAGGAGGCCCUGGCUGCAGCUCCACCGAAGUCCUCUGAAGCUGCUCCUCCCUCCACCUCGCCGUCCUCCCAGGCUGACGGGAGCAGACAGGAGAAGGAGCGUGAAAAGAAAAAAGAGGAGAAGAAGAAAGAGAAGGAUGUUGAUAAAGUGGAGAGACACAACAACACAAAGCAGUCAGAGUGCAGAGCCAAGGAAAGCACAGAGCCGUCCGUGGACCUGCUGGGCCUGGAUGCUCCUGAUUGCGGUGUAAGGGGUCCGGGUGGUGCUGCAUCAAUCAACGAUGACCUGGACAUCUUUGGACCAAUGGUCUCCAACCCUCUCCCCUCUUCCAACAACACACAGCAGUCUGGUUCCAGUACAGCACCUCCACAGGCGGACCCCUCCACCUCCUCCUCCGCCUCCUCCUCCACCUCCACCACCACUACCACGAAGGCCGAGGAGAAGAAGCUUUUAUCUAAAGACUCCAUCCUGUCUCUGUACGCCAGCAGCUCAGUGGCCAGCCAGCCGCAGAGCCAGCAACAGCCUGCUCCAGCAGGAAUGUACGUGGGCCAGCCUCAGUUCACUCCGCAGGGUUUCGCUCCGGGGAUGGCUGGAGCCGCCCCCGCUACCACCAUGAUGGGCGGAGGAGGGGCCAUGAUGUCCGGCGUGGCUCUGCCCAACGGCGGCUACAUGGGCGUGCAGCAGCAGGGCGUGAUGCCAGCCAAUCAGGGUCAGAACAUGUACGGCAUGCAGCAAGGACAACAGCAAGGACAGUGGAACAUGAGCCAGAUGACCCAGCAGAUGUCAGGCAUGGUUGUGAGUGGCGGAGGGCCGGCAGCGGCCACUUUUAGCCAGUCAGGGGCCCCCGUGGCUGGCUGGCCCGCGGCUCCGCCGGCGGCUUCCGGCCAGACCCUGAGCAAUCAGCUGUGGAAGUGAUGAGAAAGAGGUCCAGAGGAAGAGUGGGAGGCAGUCAUAUGGCAACAACUGACCCACCCAGCUCUGAAUAAUAAAACGCACAGCGGGGGUAGUUUGACUGCCAUCAAUGCCCCCCCAAAGCCCUACACACCUUCACCAUGAUUCCUUUAAAAGACAAGAUGACAUCACACUGGAUGGAGUGGGAAAAAAAGAAAGUCUGGCAGCUGUCGUUCCCAUCUUUAUUCAGCUUACCUUUUUGAUUUUGUUGUUGUUGUCUGAAGAAAAAGACAAAAACAGCAGAAAAGAAGCUUCUGGACCAAUAACUCCAGGUGUCUAUUAUAGUAUAUUAUAUCAUUACCCAACUGGA